Molecule: messenger RNA, 788 nt
Organism: Myxozyma melibiosi
Lineage: Eukaryota; Fungi; Ascomycota; Lipomycetes; Lipomycetales; Lipomycetaceae
Exons: 3
Coding region: 185-607 (140 amino acids)
Cellular component (GO): mitochondrion
Molecular function (GO): structural constituent of ribosome
Source: RefSeq, a predicted model, not a curated record
UCCCGUGACUCAGCCUUCUCGCGCGUUCUGGAUUCUACGCGCACCAAACUGUCACGGGGUUUGUGCUCUGGCCGCUGGACUCCGGGACCCGGAAUAGGCCUUCGAGAUUUUCUUCGAGAAGUGGGUAGGAGACCAGACAGGCCCGGUCUUCACAUCUCUUCUCUCCUCUCCUCACACACCAGCAAUGUCGAGCAGAAUCACGAGACAGAUCGCGCAUCUUAAAAAGAUCGCGCUGGGGAAAGCAGCGGUGGAAGUCCCGAAGAUGACCUCGCUCUCGCUCGAGUUCAAGAUCCGCAACAGCCACGGCCAUAUGGGUGCUCGCAAGUUCUGGAAAGAGCACCUCCCCUCGCUGCAGUUCCAUAACCCGGAAGUGCCAAUGACGGUCAAGCUGAUCCCCGAACCCGCAUCCGAGAAAGAAGCCAUGCGGGCACCCUCCGUUCUCCGGGCCGAGUUCUCCAACCGCGCACCCGUCGUCAUCGACAUGAAGAACCGACAAUCUGAAGAGAUCCUCGCAGAGUUCAUCGAGGCAAGCCAAUCUAAGCCGGUCAAGCUGCAGACUUUCCCCGUCGGCGAAUUCGCUAAAAUCAAGCUCAACAAGAUCCGCUAAAGACAUACAGUAACCUUAGAUUUUGCCUUGCUGAAAAAGAAUAUUGUUGAAUUUGGCGUUUGUUUUCUUUUUGGGUUCUCUUGCAGUUAUGAGUUUUCACCAUCGAGAUAUAGUCUCGACUUGUAUAUAGUUUGACGGAGCUAUAGUGGAAGAAAGUACAUACAAUAAUACUAAACAUAUA